This is a messenger RNA of Chrysochloris asiatica (Cape golden mole), 1222 nucleotides long. It is a transcript of the gene RAB6B, whose product is annotated as RAB6B, member RAS oncogene family. The coding region runs from base 330 to 956 and encodes 208 amino acids. The record is from RefSeq and is a predicted model, not a curated record. Gene Ontology annotation, molecular function: GTPase activity; GTP binding. NCBI's taxonomy places the organism in Eukaryota, Metazoa, Chordata, Mammalia, Afrosoricida, Chrysochloridae. The transcript has 8 exons.
CGCCCCGCGCGCCGUCCCUGCGCCCCGCUCCGCCCGCACCACGCUGCCCGCGCCGCGCCUCGGGCGUCCAGUGCGCGCCCCUCGCACCGCAGCGAGCGCCGCCCUCGGCAGCCCAGCCCCUGUUUCCCUCCUCCUCCUUUUUCGCUGCCGCCGCCGCCGCCGCUACUGCUGGACACGCAGCCGCAGGCCGGGGCCGGGACGCAGCUGGGGAAUCAGGGACGCGCGCAGCCAGCCCUUCCCCCUUCAGGCACCCGCACCGCCGGCCGCCUCCCCUCGCCCUUCUCUUCUUCGCUUCUUCCUCCUCCUCUCUCAGCCCGGCAGCCAGCACCAUGUCCGCAGGGGGAGAUUUUGGGAACCCACUGAGAAAAUUCAAGUUGGUGUUCCUGGGAGAACAGAGCGUCGGGAAGACGUCUCUGAUCACAAGGUUCAUGUACGACAGCUUCGACAACACAUACCAGGCAACCAUUGGGAUUGACUUUUUGUCAAAAACCAUGUACUUGGAGGAUCGUACGGUGCGGCUGCAGCUCUGGGACACAGCCGGCCAGGAGCGGUUCCGCAGCCUGAUCCCCAGCUACAUCCGUGACUCCACAGUGGCCGUGGUGGUGUACGACAUCACAAAUCUCAACUCCUUCCAACAGACCUCUAAGUGGAUUGAUGAUGUCAGGACAGAGAGGGGCAGUGACGUCAUCAUCAUGCUUGUGGGCAACAAGACCGACCUGGCCGAUAAGAGGCAGAUCACCAUUGAGGAAGGGGAACAGCGCGCCAAAGAGCUAAGUGUCAUGUUCAUCGAAACCAGUGCAAAGACCGGCUACAAUGUGAAGCAGCUCUUCCGACGUGUGGCAUCAGCUCUGCCCGGAAUGGAGAAUGUCCAGGAGAAAAGCAAAGAAGGGAUGAUCGACAUCAAGCUGGACAAGCCCCAGGAGCCCCCGGCCAGCGAGGGUGGAUGCUCCUGCUAAUACAGAGCCCGACCGGCUGGCUUCCUUUGAAACUACUCGCUUGUUGUGUCGCUUCCUAUUGGUUAGCUUCCUAAAGGGGUGGGAAAUGAGUUUAUCAAGGUGGGAGGAUUUUUCUUUUCUCUCUGUCUCUAGGAGUAGGGUGGGGUGGGAGGGAGGCUGGGCGUCAGGGAUGAUGUCACUCUUAACAGCUGUUACUUAAACAACUAUUUUUUGGUUUGGUUGUAAUAUAUUGUACUUUAUUAAGAUUGCCAAAAACUGUUAAAAUU